Penicillium subrubescens is the source of this 1640-nucleotide messenger RNA. Its product is annotated as MFS transporter. The record is from RefSeq and is a predicted model, not a curated record. Gene Ontology annotation, cellular component: membrane. Gene Ontology annotation, molecular function: transmembrane transporter activity. Gene Ontology annotation, biological process: transmembrane transport. Lineage: Eukaryota; Fungi; Ascomycota; Eurotiomycetes; Eurotiales; Aspergillaceae. The coding region runs from base 120 to 1625 and encodes 501 amino acids. The transcript has 2 exons.
UCCCGCCUAGCCAAGGGAUUUUAUCGGCUUUCCCUUGAGAGACUGCCUUCGGGCAUGAAAAUAGUGUCACAUUCUCGGGGAACACUCGAGAACUGAUUCAUUUCAAGAUAUUCUAGCUCAUGUUGACGCCUCAAGCUACCGAGGAGGAGCCUACGGAGCAGGCGCCCCUGCUGGGAUCGCGUGGGGGCGCCGUCCAAGAUGGCUCUCCCACCCCUUUGUCUCAUUCUCACCUGCGUCUCCUUGUCCUCGUGUGCAUCUCGAUUGUCGCCGCUGACUUUGGCAACUCUCUGACUUUGGCCCCUCAAAUUUCCAUUUUCGAAUCCCUCAUCUGUCGCCGAAUCGAGGCGGGCGAUGAUUGCAAGUCCGCCGAUGUACAAGCAGAAUUGGCCCUGUUGAUCGGGUGGAAAGAGACCAUUGACCAGUUGCCUGGGAUUAUCUUUGCUCUGCCAUAUGGAUUCGCGGCGGAUCGGAUCGGCCGCAAGCCCAUCUUGGUGCUUUGUCUGAUCGGCCUUGUGCUGGAAGAGGUCGCCAUCCGUUUGGUCUGUUGGUGGAAUGUCGCCCUACCCCUUCGGAUGAUCUGGGCGACGCCCGUCUUUCAGAUCAUUGGCGGUGGAUCUCAGACGGCGACGGCAAUGGCAUAUGCUAUGAUUACCGAUGUAGUUCCUAUGGACCGGCGAGCUUCUAUAUUUUACAUCAUGGCUGCCGUAAUUCUGCUUGGAGAAAUCCUGGCCACCCCUAUCAGUGCCUUUCUCAUGACAUGGAGUCCAUGGGUUCCUUCAUUGCUAGGAAUAGUUUUCCAGCUUGGAGGCCUGUUGGGCGCAGCCUUGGUCUCCGAGACGCGCCCUGAUCCCAAAUCCAGCAUCAACCAUAACGACGAGUCAGAACCAUUGUUGAAUAAUGAUGAAGAGACCGAGAUGGAUCAUGAUCGACCGGAAGACCCCAAGUCCGGCUAUCAGCGUGUGAAACAAACAUUGUCGGAAUACUGGCACCAUGUUCGGAACACCCACCUGAAAGGUUGGGAUUUUAACAUGGCCUUUAUUGUGCUCACAUUCCUGCUUGCCAGUAUCAGCAGACAGGCGAUGCAGUUGAUCAUUCCGUACGCCUCGAAGCGCUUCUCCUGGAGUAUUGCGCGCGCAAGCUUCCUCAUUACCUUGAAGGGUGUUAUCAAUCUUGUCACCCUACUACUCAUUCUCCCUCGCUUGUCCACAUGGCUGAGUACACAAAUGUCUUGGUCGCCGGCGGUCAAAGAUCUCCGUAUUGUCCAGGGAAGCGCGUGGAUUCUCACAUCAGGUAUGGCUCUCAUGGCCUUUGCCGCCAUCCCGGAGCUGUUCAUCUCUGGAUUGAGUUUGUUUGCGCUUGGUUGGGGCUUCUACUCGGCGCUGCGAAGUCUGGCGACAUCACUGGUAGACCCGUCUCAGGUCGGAGUGCUGAACUCGGGCAUCGGUUUGGCACAAAGCUUAGGCUCGCUUGUCGCAGGGCCGAUUUUAGCGGCGGCAUUUGGACGUGGUCUACGACAGGGUGGUAUCGCCAUGGGAUUGCCAUAUAUGGUUGCUUCAGCAUUGUUGUUUAUGUCUAGUUGUCUGGCCUGUGCAAUUCGUAUCGCGGGAGAAAAGCGCAGACUGUAAUUAGUAAAAUUCAAG